ACCACUUUGCUCAACUUGUCUUCAUCAUAAGAGACAAAAAAAUUGAGUGAUCAAACACCAAAGACAUCACACUAUGACAUUCAUAUUAAGCCCCAUGCAUUGAGUUCUGUCUCCCAACGUGUAUAGUCAUGGCAUUUUCACUCAUGCUAAAGGGAAAAUUUAUCAUCCUUACUUUACUUUCCAUAGCGAUGUUUUGCUUCUACUCAGGGGUUGCGUUGGAGGAGCUGCCAGGCGAAGACAUAGUAAAGGCCUUAUCGUGCUUUGACAAUAAGCUCAUUUAUGCUGGGUGUGAUGAAGCAUAUAGAUUGAACCCAUCUGGGAAUAUUGAAGUACCACCUGAGGCUACAGAUUUGUUCUGCAGUGGACCAUGUCUGGUUGAAACACAGCAAGUGUUGAAUUGCAUUGAUAACAUGCUGUCCAAUUUCAUAUUCUACAACAAAGCCACUGUGCAACAAAUGAGAUAUGCACUCAAUGGUGGCUGCAGCUACGCUAGACAAAGAGGGAGCUUCAAUUUGGGAGACUACAUUGGAGGAGAGACAAGCAAUAGUCACAGGUUACCAAUUUGGAUUAGAUCCUACCUCUUCAUCCUGGUAGCAGCAACUGCAGCGGUUUAUUUGAUCUGAAGUGAUGUACUAGCAGAGUAGCAGUAAGAAACAGAUAUUCAUUGGACUUGCUUACAAUUUAGUACCGGAUAGUGAUAGGUUCCUUCUUCCUACUUGCUUGUAAUUGCCUUAAUCUUAACUCUUAAUAUACUUGUGUGGUACCGCACAAUUUUAAAUGAAGAGAAAAACAUUUAUGUAUGAGGACCAAAUAUAUAGAAAUUUGAUAUAUUUAUACUCACUUCCGAUUUCAUUCCAA
Molecule: messenger RNA, 858 nt
Organism: Lotus japonicus
Lineage: Eukaryota; Viridiplantae; Streptophyta; Magnoliopsida; Fabales; Fabaceae
Exons: 4
Coding region: 129-623 (164 amino acids)
Source: RefSeq, a predicted model, not a curated record